Capsella rubella is the source of this 985-nucleotide messenger RNA. RefSeq lists its product as uncharacterized. The record is from RefSeq and is a predicted model, not a curated record. Lineage: Eukaryota; Viridiplantae; Streptophyta; Magnoliopsida; Brassicales; Brassicaceae. Bases 22 to 591 code for a protein of 189 amino acids. The transcript is spliced from 2 exons.
CGGGUUCCUGCCUUUAAGGACAUGUCCUUGAGCAACCGGGAAGACUACUUCCGCUUCGCCGAGAAGGUUGGCGAGAUGCUCUUUGAAUUCAACAGCUCAGUAGCCCAGUACGAAGAGCAGCUCUUCGCCAGCCCCUCCGCCACAGAAAUCGGGGCCCUUCAAUCUCGAAUUGCAGACUUAGAGAAGGAAGUGAAGAAAUACAAGUCCCUGGAUGCUGCCAACCGAGCCGAGAUGGAGAGGGCGGCUAAAUUCAGCAAGAAACUCAAGUCCGUCGAGCUCGACCUACAGAUUGCUGAGUCUGACCUGGAAACUUGCCAAGACAAGUUAAAGCUGGCCGGGGAGCUUUACCUGAAGGCGACCACCGCUGAGACGGAGGCGAAGAAGGAACUCCAGGAGAUUAAACUCAGAAACCAGCUCCUGGAAGCAGGGAAUGGCUCCGAGAUGGAAAGAGUUCGAAGGGAGGAGCGGAGGAAAACGCGAGCUGAGCUUCGGGAGACAAUCGAUAAGAUCGGGACGCACCUCGAGCUGCAGAGAUCACUGCCAACCGGAUGUUGGUGGAAGAAAUCGAGAAGGGCGAGAUUGCCGACCUGAAAGAGGAGCUCGAGACCUUGAAGGCUGAUGAGAAGGCUGCUCACCUCGAGGCUGAAAAGGUAAAGGAUUUGAAGUUUGACCCUUCAUCACUCACUGCCCUUUUGGCAGAUACUCCCCCCGAGCUCGGGCCCGACCCCACUUCCGCUCCCCUUAUGAUCGAGGAGCCUACUUCUGAUCCUCCUGUUGUAACGAAUCAGGAACUGGAGGCCAUCAAGCCGGGCCUUAGUAAGGAGGUCAAUGACUUUAUGAAUGCCGGGGGUGACGAAGCUUUGGUGGAUGAGGCGGCUGGCAUUCCUCUGAGUUGUUCUGAAGCCCCCGUUGCGGACCCCGAACUUGGCACUCCUCUGGUUCGUUCCGAAGCCCCUACUGCGGACUCCGGGGUUGUUUUGGUCUU